This is a messenger RNA of Drosophila guanche, 2204 nucleotides long. RefSeq lists its product as uncharacterized. The record is from RefSeq and is a predicted model, not a curated record. The transcript has 2 exons. The coding region runs from base 533 to 1516 and encodes 327 amino acids. NCBI's taxonomy places the organism in Eukaryota, Metazoa, Arthropoda, Insecta, Diptera, Drosophilidae.
UGCAGAAAAGUGAAACUAUUAAGGCCCAGAGUCAGAGUCAGAGUUUGAGUCAAAGUGUACCAUUAUCGGGCCACAAGUGCGGGGCAUUGUGUUCGUAAUUAAAAGGGCAACGCUUCAAUGGGCCACACAGCACGUGUAGCACACUCCACGAAGCAUCGAACGGUGAACUUGCAACUGGACAAGAGCCCAACCCCACUCCAUAACAACUAAUGGCAAGUGGCAAGUUCUCUCCACGCCUGACAGACUACGUGUGAGAGUUGCUGUGUGCCUGCAAUCUUGGAUCAACUCAGCGAUCAAAUGGGCGCUUGACCACAGCCCAAAAAGCCACAAUCAAAGUGGGAGCCACUUUUGGGGAAAGGCCGUUAAAUCACUCAACUAAAACGUUCAUAAAAUGUCGAAUGUCUUGUAGAAUUUCGACUGCAAAAACAGAUCUGGCAGAGCGGCCUCAGGCAGCCCUCAGUUCGAUUCUAAGCGGCGUGCGGAGUGCGUGUGUCGAGUGCUGAGAAAAAGAGCCAACAGAGGAGGACCGACCAUGUGGCAGCGUGUGGCAGUGCUUGUGCUUGGCAUUUAUGUGCUCAUAACAAUGAAGGCGGCAAGGGGCAGCACCAGCUCCAGCUCCAGCAACAAUCGCUUUAAUGGCGGCACAUCCGGCGGCAUCCUCGCGGCACGGGCCAAGGGGCAACUACAGUUGGAGCUGAAUGCGUGGCAGCCAUUCAGGCAGCGCAACAAUUGGCUUAUCCUGCAGGCAACGGCAGCCAGCUCAGUGCAGCCGGAAAGCGAGAACACCAACAGAUUGUUGCCACAGCAACAGCAGCAACAGCAGGAGCAGCUCCAACGACUUCCUGUCAAUUACUACGCCUACAAUCAUCGGUAUAAUGAGAGUGUGAGGCAGAGGGCUGUCAGCUCACCUUCGGCAGGCGGAAAUUACAAACAGGCGGAGGCGGAGGCGCAGGCGAGCGAUCCUGCCAGCUAUGUCCUGGCCAUAAGCCAGCUGCCACUUGCGGAGGCGGAAGCCGAACCAGCCUCAAGUCUAACCAACUCUGCCCACGCAGCCGAUAAGCUGGAAGAUGCGGCAGAUAGCGACGCCAGCAAAGACACAGCUCUGGCUGGCAUCCAGGCGUACUUGCUGCCCUUCCAGCGAACUCUGCUCAAAGUGCGCAACUUGUGCGACUCCCUGGGUACGCUACUCGGCGAUGUGCUGGAGGAGGAACCACUGCAGCUGCCGGCAGAUGAGACCAGAUUCACUUCAAAGGAGUCGAGCCCGCGUCUGGCAUUGGAGGGCCGCAAGCUGAAAAAGUUGAAAAAGAAAUUCCAAAAGCUGCUGCUGCCGCUGCUGAUUGCCUACAAGCUGAAGUUCCUCACCCUCAUACCCGUGCUCAUUGGCGGCCUAACACUGCUCGUCGGCACCACGGGCCUGGCCGGCUUCUUCUUUGCUCUCUUUACGGCCGUAAUGAGCCUGAAGACCACUGGCGGCGGCGGCCAUGGCAGCAAGGCAAUUGUCUUGAAGAAAAUCUGAUGUGUCGGCAGCGUUUAGUACGAAUUAAGAUUUAGCUAUUGAUUAAGGUUAGUUAACAGUCCGCAGUCCGCAGUUCGUCCCCUCCUCCCUCUAUUCGUAGAAGCAAUUCGAUGAAAGUUCGUUGCUCUGGCUGUGGGCUAUAAAAAUGGACUUCCGCUGAAACAAGUGACAUGAAAGAAGCAGCAAAAAGCAGCAGGAAAAGUCCUGGCACAGAACUCCCUAAAACCCUCUUUAAAUUCAAUGCUUUCGCGGCUUAAGCAGGGUUUCCCCAGCCGCUGUGGUUAUGCCCGGCAACCGGAUGCCAAAUAAAAGUAGUGCCGACACCGGACUGGCCAUAAAUUACAUUCAGGCAGCUGCCACAGAGCCAAACGGAGAGGCAGCGACAGCAAAAGAGCUUUAGCUUAUGAAUCUAAAUGACCAUGUAUAUGUAAUGUAAUACAUUAUAUACUGUAACAGUUACAUGUACUCCUACGCUAAGUUCAUUUGGCUCGUCUGCUUCGUUUUGCGCACAAAUUCACUUUGUUUGUCAUUUGAUUUCCGUUGGCACUGCAGCAUAUUUCUUUUUGCUUGGAUUUAAUUAAGCGUAUUUAUACAGACACACACACAAGCAGCAGACACAAGAAAAAGCUUCAAUUUGUUGCCCAUUUUGGCUCGGCUUAAUGCGAAAAUUAUUAAUGCACUUUUAAUA